ACGUCGCUCGGAAAUGGGACAUUACAAGUGGUCGGGAAGAGGAGUCGAAAGUUUGUGAAAGAUAGUUUGUUGUCUUUAAAAAUUUCACAGUCAAAUAGGAUACAUAUAGUCUAAUACUAUAUUGGAGGUGUUGACAUAGUGCGAAUGUACCUUUUUGAUUCGGUUGUUCGUUCUAAGGAAGCGGUCGGUUGCGAGAUAAAUGGUCAAGAAGUUUUGUCGAAUUGAACAGACAAACCACCACGGAAGGGUUUGAAUAUUUCACAUUUCCGUAGGUAGAAACGUUGAAGAAAUGACGAAUAGAGAAGACGAAUAUGACUAUCUUUUCAAAGUGGUGCUGAUUGGGGACUCUGGAGUGGGGAAGAGUAACCUGCUGUCCCGCUUCACCCGCAACGAGUUCAACCUGGAGAGCAAGAGCACCAUUGGGGUGGAGUUUGCCACGCGCAGCAUCCAUGUGGAGGGCAAGACCGUCAAGGCCCAGAUCUGGGACACUGCAGGACAGGAGCGCUACAGAGCCAUCACCUCAGCGUACUACCGUGGGGCAGUGGGGGCUCUGCUGGUGUACGACAUCGCCAAGCACCUGACGUAUGAAAACGCUGAACGCUGGCUGAAGGAGCUGCAGGACCACGCUGACAGCAACAUUGUCAUCAUGCUGGUGGGAAACAAGAGUGACCUGCGCCACCUCAGGGCCGUGCCCACGGAUGAGGCCAAGGCCUUGGCAGAGAAGCAUGGACUGUCUUUCCUGGAGACCUCAGCGUUAGACUCCUCUAAUGUGGAGCUGGCUUUCCAGACUAUUCUCACAGCCAUCUACAACAUUGUGUCCCAGAGGCAAAUGACGGGCCGCAGCGACGCCGACUUCUCGCCCAACUCCAAUGUGGUGCCGAUCACGGUGCAGCCCACGCAGAACGCUGCCAAGUCGAGUGCCUGCUGCCAGAACAACUGAGGCCUCACCACCGCCAGGGAGAGUCAGGGACAGACGGGUAGACGGGGAGGGAGGACUGGGAGACGAGGAGAAACCUAGAGACAAGGAUACAGGCAGACAGAAACAAGUCGAGAGAUACACAGGGAGGCAGAAGGACAGGGAGACCAAGGGGGGAAACCAAGUGUUUCCAUAGCCUCUAUGCAUUGUUUCAUCUGAGAAGUCUGUCCCCAUCUAAUUCAAUAAGCUUUAUGGUUACGCCUUGGCUUGAUUGGUUUUAAAUAUGAAAGAGGACACGAAUUGAAUUAAUUUACAUGAAUUGAGAAAUUUAGCAUGUUAGGGUAUGGUCUGCCAUAUCUUUCCACAGUUUUUCUCACUCAUUGUGAACUGACCACCCCCCCUCAAUUUAAUAAGCCUGUGAACACACCCAAUUCCCCAGCACAGAAAAAUGGCAAUAAGAUUGUUGAAGUGUAACCCCCCCCUCCAUUGUCAGGCAGCUCCUCCCAAACGUAUUUGAGUUUGUCCCAAUGAUAUUUAUUUAACACUAUAUUGAGGUCUUGUUUGACCAAAGGGUUUGAUGUGAAGCUGCUUCUAUAUAUGACGGGUGUCCUCUAUUUUUGUUCUUGAUUUCACUGGUAAUCAAAUCUUUUUAUGAUGGAGUUAUUAAAUGUAACUACUCUUGGCUAAUGGGGAAACGAAGAGUUAAGCCAUCUCAUCCCAAAUGUACCUGGUUGAAUUUCAGGCCAAUCUAAACUGCACAAACUUUUCAUGUCCAUUUUAUCAAUGCUCUUUGACUUCCCUUUUAUUCUUUACACAGGAUAAAGUUUGCUCUUCAAGAUUUUUUUUGUGAUCAACAUUUUCCUCCUCCCUGUUGAAACCCAUUACAAAGUACUUUGUGCACAGCAAUAUUUCUCAGUCUUUUUUGCUAACAAAGCAGUCUUGCUCUUUUGGGUGUUAUCCUUUAUCACCGUGAACCAUCCUUUUCCGGUUUAACUGAAUUGCUGUCGCUUUCUCUGUGACUGUGGAGAUAUGGGAGGGUGAUAAGGGGAUAUUGGUUGGAGUGGUGGUCAUAUACCAUGGUCUCUGAGUGGUGCCCUCCCUGCUGUCCUAGAUGGAUGGACAGCUCAUGUUGCAAGAGAUGGGUAGUAAGGGCACUCAGCCUUGCCCGCUGCUGCAUCUCUGAUGUACACAAGACGGCUUGUUUUACUGUAAAUGAACUCCAUUGGCCCCCCCUCCACCCCUUAUCCACUGUAUGUAACUGGAACUGUAUCAUGCCUUCUGGGAUAUCCCGUAAGAGUUUCCCAGGUCACUUUUUUAUGGUUAUAUUUUCUCUUUGUUCUGGGUGUGUGUAGUUCUGUCAGUAGGUUGGUAAGAGUUAUCACUUGGGAGGAUACUAGCCCUUAUAGAUCUGCUAGUUUGGCAAAAGAGGGGAGGUGUGGGGAAAGUUUCAGGGUGCCACUACCACAGCCGAAGGUCAACAGUGUAAACAGUCAUUAUCCUGCUGAGGUUUUUUUCCUGUGGCAUUCCCAAUAGUAAAUUGGGUGGUAAAGGUUAGGUUUUUAAAAUGUUAAUUCUCAUGUGUCUUUAGAUUGCAUAUGUAUAAAUAAAUGUAAUUUCUUAA
Molecule: messenger RNA, 2537 nt
Organism: Salmo salar (Atlantic salmon)
Lineage: Eukaryota; Metazoa; Chordata; Actinopteri; Salmoniformes; Salmonidae
Product: ras-related protein Rab-11A
Molecular function (GO): GTPase activity; GTP binding
Source: RefSeq, a predicted model, not a curated record